Messenger RNA from Funneliformis geosporum, 892 nucleotides. The record is from the annotation of a GenBank genome assembly. NCBI's taxonomy places the organism in Eukaryota, Fungi, Glomeromycota, Glomeromycetes, Glomerales, Glomeraceae.
AUGCUAAAUGCACUGGAUGUUUGCGCGAGAUCAUGCACGUCUGCCAUUAUCAAUGAAGUCGCAAUUGCUAUAAAAGAUUCGAUCAAGAAUCGUCGCAAGUCAGAUGCAUUGUUUGUAAAUGGAAAGCUGAAACUAGAAAGUCUCGAAUCUAAUUUUGAUGACACUUGGAGACGAUCUGAAAUUUACCAGUAUUUCAAUCAUUUGGACCUUUCUCAUGCAAAUAGAGUAUACGAGACACGGGCGAUGACAAAUGCUGUCAAGUAUAAAACCGUACUAAGUGAAGUUUAUACACAAGACUUUGGAAAUGAAAAUAAUUCGCAAUCGGGUUCUGGAUCGGAUGAUGAAGACACAGAUGAAGAAACAGAGGACGAAACAGAGGAUGACACAGAGGAUGGUAAAUAUGAGGAUGAAACUCCAAUAACUACAGUACUUCUAACGCAAUUGUGGACAUUGAGAACUGUAGAAAAGAUAAUCUUCGACUUUGGUAUACAAUGUAAUCAUGAACAUUUGGUCCAUUCUUGGACAAUUGAUGUGGAAGACCAUCAGAUCCAAAAUUUGUUUAAUAGUCUCGAAUGGAAUGAAAUUCUAAAAGUCCAUAACAAACCUUGGCAAGAAAGCUACAAUCCAGAAAUCCACUUCGAUUUUGAGUGGGUAUAUUUCUAUAUUCUAAGUCUCAUCAAGGAAUAUAAUGCAGAUACUUUCAAAAGACCUCAUGUUAGAGAUAUGGCUGCAAUUCUCUUAAUGGUGCUAUGUAAAAGAGUCCCUCAAGCCAAAAAAAUCGAAGAAAUUAUUAAUGAGACACAAUAUAAAGACUCAAACGCAGUAACUCUGAAUAUUAUCGAUACAAUUACUGUAACUGACGCAAUUAUAAGUGAAAUUGACGUCUGUGGUC